GGCAGGCAUGGGAAGCUGCGCAAUCCAUCAUUCACUAAUGCUUUUAUUUCCACUCUUCUUUCUGUGCAGCUCCUGGGAAACUCUUGCCUUGCUAGCAUCUGUUUGCUUUGUGUUUAGCUAUGCUGGGACCAAACUGUGGGAACUUAUGCAUGCUAGGCAAGCACUCUCUCACCAAGAUGUCAAGUUCCAGCUCUCUUCUCUUCCUAGCUUAGGCAACCUUGAGCUUGCUCCUCCUGCCUCAGUCUCUCAAGUAGCUAAGGCCAAAGGCUUGACAGCACUUUAUUCUUUUACAGGGCUCUUCAAGCCACCACUCGCCCAGGAAGCUGUUCUGCCCCUAAGUCAGAAUCCUGUUUUCUUUGUUCUACCAACAUCCUCUAUUUCUGCUCAUGAAUACAGACCAGAUCAUUCUUCUUGGAAUUAUUCUGCUUCCGGUCCGAGCUUUAUUGGUUGCAUUAAUUUUGUUACUGGCUUGGCCAUUUGCUGCAAUUUCAACAGCAUGCUGCCCUGAAAAGCUGACCCAUCCUAUAAGUGGUUGGAGGAGGAAGAUUACUCAGCCGGCUUUGAAGUUUCUGGGUCGUGCCAUGUUCUUCUCCAUGGGUUUUACAGUUACUGUGAAAGGAAAGAUUGCAAGCCCCUCGGAAGCACCCAUUUUUGUUGUUGCCCCCCAUUCAACAUUCUUCGAUGGAAUUGCUUGUGUUGUAGCUGGGUUGCCUUCUCUGGUGUCACGAAAUGAGAAUGCACAGACCCCUCUGGUUGGCAGACUGCUACGGGCUGUGCAGCCAGUUUUGGUGUCCCGGGUUGACCCAGAUUCCCGAAAAAACACAAUAAAUGAAAUAAGAAAGCGAGCAACAUCAGGAGGGGAAUGGCCCCAGAUACUAGUUUUCCCAGAAGGUACUUGUACUAAUCGCUCCUGUUUGAUUACUUUUAAACCAGGAGCCUUCAUCCCAGGAGUUCCAGUGCAGCCCAUCCUCCUCCGAUACCCAAACAAGCUGGAUACUGUGACCUGGACAUGGCAAGGAUAUACAUUCCUCCAGCUGUGUGUGCUUACUUUCUGUCAGCUCUUCACAAAGGUGGAAGUUGAGUUUAUGCCUGUUCAAGCACCAAGUGAUGAAGAAAAGAAUGACCCUGUUCUUUUUGCCAGUAGAGUCCGGAAUCUUAUGGCAGAAGCUCUGGAAAUACCAGUAACGGAUCACACCUAUGAAGACUGCAGGCUAAUGAUCUCAGCAGGACAGCUAACGUUGCCUAUGGAAGCUGGGCUGGUAGAAUUUACUAAGAUUAGCCGGAAAUUGAAAUUAGACUGGGAUGGCAUUCGUAAGCACUUGGAUGAAUAUGCAUCUAUUGCGAGUUCCUCAAAAGGAGGCAGAAUUGGAAUUGAAGAGUUUGCAGAAUACUUAAAGUUACCUGUUUCAGAUGUCUUGAGACAACUUUUUGCACUCUUUGACAGGAAUAACGAUGGCAGUAUUGACUUCCGAGAGUAUGUGAUCGGCCUGGCUGUCUUGUGCAACCCUGCCAACACAGAAGAGAUCAUCCAGGUGGCAUUUAAGCUCUUCGAUGUUGAUGAGGAUGGCUACAUAACAGAGCAGGAGUUUUGCACCAUUAUGCAGGCUUCUCUUGGAGUGCCUGACCUUGAUGUUUCUGGUCUCUUCAGGGAAAUUGCCCAGGGGGACUCUGUUUCCUAUGAGGAAUUCAAAAGUUUUGCCCUAAAGCACCCAGAAUAUGCCAAAAUAUUUACAACAUACUUAGAUCUCCAGACAUGCCAUGUAUUUUCGUUGCCAGAUGAAGUCCAGAAAGCCCGGUCUGUUGCUAGUAAUAAAGUCAGCCCUGAGAACCAUGAGGAGGGCACCUCAGACAAAAAGGUCGAUUGAAUCAGUGUUCUUGGUGAAGAAAGCUGUGCUUCUGCCUGACACUGGAAAGGUGUUGAUUGACAACAUUGUAAAUGUGCUUAUCAACUAAUGAUGUUCAAAGUAGAAAGCUUUUUUACUGAAAUGACAUGUUUUCUUCCUAAACGCUUUUAUUAACCUGUAUAUACCAAGUAAGUUCCUUUUGUCUUAUAUUGUACUUUUACUGGUGAUAAAUGCUGUAUAUUUUUAUGAAUUUUUCAGUUCAAUUUUCAUAAUAAACUCAUUGGUCUUACUCUGUAUUGGCCAGCAUGAAUCAACACUGUGAGUUUAGCAAGUACAAACAAUUUUCAGCCCUUUCACAUAUAAUAAUACUAGGUUUUCUCUACUUACUUCCCUUUCUGAAAAUAAGGAUAAGGAAUCUGAAAAAUUUGGUGGAGUUUUGUAUCUUAAUCUUUGCAGAUUUAUUUUCCCAUUUAAAUUUCCGUGUCCUCUGUCAUUGACUAGGAGAGGGGAGUACCCUUAGCUAGAUGAUGCUUUCUAAGAGUGUACACUCCCCUCGAUAUGCCUCUCUAUUGCAGGUUUCUUUAAAAUGCCUGUUAAGGUCAGCAGGUCCUUUUACAAAAUCCAUAAUAUAAAAGAGGCCAUGUUUUAAAUGACUGCUGUGUCCACAAGUUGAGUGGGAAUUGCCUUAUUGAAGGGAACAGUGAUUGCCUAAUGAGAUAAUGAAUUGUUUGCUACAGAGUUGAAUUGAAUUUGAGUUGGAUGGUUCUGAAGGUAGCACUUUCCCAAUGAAUAAAUCAGAUUUGUUCUAUUUAUAUAAUGGUCAAAUUAGUAUAUUUUAACAUCCAAUUUAAAGGAGAGUUUUAUUGUGCUUAAUUUUCCUCUCAAACUUUAGAGUUUGUCAGAAAUAUCCACAGACACUUCCAGUGUAUCACCAACAGCCAAGGAAUCAAAAAGCUUAGUUUGUCAGUGCGUGGCCACAGUCUACACCCACGCAGGAAUCCAGCAGCAACAUAUUCCUUCUAGGUUAGGCGAAAACUAGUUCUCUACUUCCAAAUGCCAUUUUUAUUGGGACCCAUGUCUGCAUGCUCUUAAUAUCAAUCAAACUUUGAGGUUUCAAAUAAAGAACCAACUUAUUUAAAGAAUGUACAAAAAUAAUUGGUUACUCUUCUUCAUUCAGUCUUUGAUACCAAAGUCUUUGCUUGGGCUAGGUUUCAGAAUCUAUUAGACAGUCCACCUUAACAUAGAGUUUUAAAGUCAGUUUUGAGGCUCUGAAAUCUCCUGAAAGUGUUGGAGACUAUAUUGAAUCAAGGGCUAUGACUUUGAACUACUUUCACACAUGAAGCAGGUGUCUUCUAAGUUAAUGGCUAAAUACAUAUUUGUAUAAUUGAGUUUUAUCCUUAUGUAUAUGUAAUUAUUUGCUUUUCAUGUGUCUUAAAGCAUUUUUUAAGAGGCAUUAAAUGAGCUGAAGCAAUUUCUUAAGUAAUUGAUUAUGCUAAGUAACGUUUACACUGACGUCUGCCAUAUGCAGUGAAUGUAUGCACUCAGGGAGCGCAGAAAGCCCACACGUUAAUCUACUAACCACGGGAGAGUGACGUUAGGAGUUUGAGGCUUUCUAUGAGGCCCUUGAAAAUGAUCCCAUCAUUUCCUGUUUUUAUACUUCUACUUCUAUCAGUAUGGUAUUUCCCUUUUAUGACUUCAUCAAUGAACAAACAAGUAAGUUGCAAUGGAAAACUUGGCAACUUCAAAGUUUUAGUUUUGCGAUGGUUUUCUCAAAUAAACUUUUUUACUUAAA
Messenger RNA from Cricetulus griseus (Chinese hamster), 3636 nucleotides. The record is from RefSeq and is a predicted model, not a curated record. Lineage: Eukaryota; Metazoa; Chordata; Mammalia; Rodentia; Cricetidae.